AUGGAUCGAAAGUAUCGCGAAGAGACGAUCCUUAUCCAUUCUAGCUAUCAGACGGAGACGGAGCAGACAACGAGCCAUGUCAUAACAGGCGUAGCCUUCGAAGUGGUGUCCGGGAACGGACUGAAUAGCGGAGUGCCGACGCAGACCACGCCGACCCUCACCCCGACCACUUUGCGGAACAUCGAGCAGAGUCUGACGGGAGCCCUGUUGGAAUUGCAGAACCUCCCCGAGCCCUCUCCCCAUUCCAGUCAGGCCGGCUUUGUGCCGCCACCGGUUCAGCCUGCGUCCCAGACGCUCUCGAAGACUGCCGGAGGUGAUAGUGUGAUUACAACCCUGGAUAGCAAGUCGUGGCAAGGAGGCAGUACACUGAUAGUGAAGUCAGAACCCACUUGUCGUCCAUCACCAAGCAUCACACCAAUAUCAUCCUCGUCUUGUUCCUCCCCACCUCCCACAAUGGCUCCUAUGCAAAAUAGCAAGGCUUCUAAAAAUACACCCAGGAAGACAGGAGGUCGCAAACCUACCAGAAAUGAGAAGCUGACGCCAGAAGAAGAAGCUCGGAGGCACAUGCGUCGAGAAAGGAAUAAACAAGCUGCUGCAAGAUGCAGAAAACGGCGCCUGGAUCAUACCAAUGCCCUUCUCAAGGAGACGGAGGGUCUUGAAGACAAGAAAAUGUGUUUGCAGAAUGAAAUCAAACUUCUACAGAGCCAAAAGGAGGAACUGGAAUUCCUUCUUCAGGCUCACCGAUCCAACUGCAAGCUGCUACGUAGAAAUGCCCGUUGCAAUGCAGAUGCAUCUGGAGACAAAGAAGGGAGGAAAGAGAACAAACCACUGGACUGUAGCACUGAGAAGCCUCAACGCCCAAAUUCUCUCCCAUUUCGCACAUCCAACAUGAAAAAUGUUACCGAGCUUGCUGGAGUCCCAAUUGUGACGCCCUCAUCUGGGAUGACAUUUACCUUUGACUCCUUUGUGGAGAGUGGAACUGGGUUAACUCCACUCACAACCACUGUUACCCCUCUAACCACCACAAUUACCUCGGAUUCCCUCAAUACUCCAUCAGAUGCCACUUGUGGUAACCAGCAGAGGUCUUCUGGCCCUGAAGUCACUAGCAUGGAGUCCAACCCACCAAAGCUUUGGCUGCCUUCUCUAAGCGCAAUCCGAAAAUCCGGCGAAAUCAAGCAAUUUUUGCUAAGCUUCACACAUUCCGCGUCCAUUGUGAACGACAGCGAUACUAAGGUGUGCCGAGAUUCCAGACAGGUUGGUGCCGACUGUGGCAACAAGAGUGCUGAGAUUUCCAACAUCCGACUCAACUUCACCUUUGACCCAGGCCCCCGGGAAAGAAAGACCAAGGACACUCUAAGUGUACGGUACAAGGAGGUAGGCCUAAUGGACUCGUCCGAGGCACAUGGGUUGCCCGUGGACACUUUCCACUUCCAUUGGAAAACUGAAGAGGGGAUUGAAGUUUCGAAGAACAUCCCCAUUCCUCGCCCUCUCUUCUCAAUGGCAGAAUGGGCUGCUCUCCUUGUGAAGGAAUACAAUCUUCCAGGUUACGUGCAGCCAAAACUGGAGUCUGCUUUGCUCAGACAAGCACAGGAUAUCUUGAAGCAGGAGAAGUGUGCUGAGGGUGAUGAGAUUCUUCAGAGCAACCUGGACAUCCAGAAGAUAGCAGAAAAAUGGCAGAGGGCUUAUGAGCAGGAAUGUGAGGAAUAUUCAAAACGAGAGAAAGCUACUGAUGAAGAAGUAUUUGCUGACAUUUAUCAUUCCCUCAUCCACUCGCGUGGCUCUCUUGCACUCUUACGAAGAGAGCAUUCCUGUGCCCAAGCCACUGCCCAACUCAUUCAGCGCAGGGAUAAGGAUCUGGAGCAGCUGUCAAGAAAACAGAGUGAUGAGAUGGAGGAAAUGAUGAGAGGAGAAGGGAAUGAUGAAGCAGAAGUGAAUGCCCUUGCUGAGAAGCAUCAUUUCACCCUGGAGAUGGCUCAGUCCCAAUGGGCCUCUCGUCUGUGUGCCCUGGAAGCUUCAGAACGGAAGGAAUUUGCUGCCUGGCUUGUUGCUGUACAUGAGAGCAUGCAUAUGGAGAAUGAGCAGACUGUGAAGAAGCUUUUUGAACAACUCUCAAAAGACUUUGACCCAGAGGAGGACUUAGAUGAUGAAAAGCACAAGGACAAGGGAAGUGAAGUGAGGCAGGAGAGUUUCACAGUUCAUCUUGGUGCCCAGAUGAAGCAGACUCAUAACCUUCGCAUUCUUGCAUCUGAUGCAUUAGCUCCAUGCAGACGUUACUAUAAAGUUGAGAGUGAAGGAGUUCCAGAUCCCAUUCGUAUGCAGACAGCCCUUAGCCUCUAUUCUAAUAGCCUUCAUGGCUUUGUUGUCCUUGUAGAUAAUAGAAUUUCCUCUUAUUCUGGCUGGAAGAAGGAGUUUGCAUCUAUUUGUGAGCAGAGUCCUGAGCUCCAUUUCCCUCUCCUGGAGGAACAGUUGGAAGCAGUUAGACAAGUUGUCAAGGAGAAUACCUCAUCAUCCAAUGGUCAUUGUCUGUCGGUGGGAGAUGUUUAUGUGACUCGCCAUUCCAACCUGUCUGAGGUGCAUGUUGUGUUUCAUCUGGUGGUGGAUGAGGGUGUAAUUGAGAUGUCCUCAAGGCAUCCAGUCAUCUUGGGCUUGAGAAACAUUCUCAAAGUUGCAAGUCUUUGUGAUAUCACCACUGUCACAGUCCCCCUCCUCCUGGCUCAUUCCAUUACAGAGGAAAUGACCAUUCCAUGGUGCAUGAAGCGAAGUGAGUUAGUGUUGAAGUGUCUCAAGGGCUUCCUGAUGGAAAUGGCAUCUUGGGGAGGUUCCCAUAUCUCCACUCUUCAGUUUGUUGUACCAAAGCUAUGCGGACAGAGUGUCGCAGAAAGACGCCAGUUCAGGCCUCUGGUGUUUCACAGCCUCCUCACUCACAGAGGUGGUGGAAUAAAAGAAGAACCAUCAGAUGCCCGUAUCCAAGCCAUGGCUUAUGGUAAGGCAUGGGAAUACACAUUGAUGGGUGACCCUCAAGGCAAGAAACUUGAGAGUUGUCUUGCUGGAUUUGAGGAGCAACCUGGGGGAGCCAAAACAAAGAUCCUUCAUUUUCUUCUUUUAUUAUCUCAGCCUGUCCCUGUGGACAAACACCUUCCCAUCCAGGCAAGGAAAUCUAUUGGGGAUCUAUAUCUCCUGUUCAAUCAGAUAUGUUUAAAUUUUGUCACAGCUCAUUCAAAUGAACAUAAAGCAACAGUAGAGAACCAAGAAGAACUUGUAUCAAGGGAGAGUGAAAAUCGUCUGUUGACUGAAUGCCCUGAUGUUGAAGUUCAUAGUCUGAGGGCUUUGGCAGUUCGUCCACUUUUGAUCUUGGCCUCUUCUCCUGCCCCUGUUACUGAAGUUUGUUUUACUUCAGAAGAACUUCUCCAGUAUUCCCUGGAUGCUCUCCAGGGGAUCCCCUCUUCACUCUUUUGCUUGAAUCAGACUGAAUGUGAGCUUCAUCUACUCGAUGGUGCCAGCUGUGCAGGAGUAACUGCUGAAACCCUGCAUCCUAUCUUGGAAGAUUUUGCUUCUACUGGAUCUUGUGUGAUUCGAUUGAGGGAGUCACCUGUUGAAGGUGUGCGACAAAUACUUCAGAUGCUGCUCCUACCUCUCAGUCAAGGAGCAUCUGAUGUCUCCUCCAUUCUUGACUUGCACGAGAGGACAGUGUAUUUGAGAAAGCAGAUUUUGUUCCUGUCACACUGUGUUCCAUCUUCAGAAUCUUUGUCAAUCAGCUUACUCUUACAAGUUUCAAAUGUGGCUUCACUCAAUGAGAACCUUAUCCUUGCUCAUCUCCUCUCUGUUGCCAUCUCCCCUCUUUCCAAAUGCAUGCAAGGCUGGGUGUUCCAAGGUAACCCAUCAGGACUGAUUGUGAAGGAUGAAUGUGGUGACAAAUCCUGGUUCCACAGCUUCUCAAUUGCUGAACCCUGGAGAGAAUCCAUUCCAGAGGAACUUCGUGACCAGGUUGUCCGCGUUGGCAGGGACCUGCUGCUGCUGCAUCUGGCUGGAUCUCAGGAACAAGGAAUUGAUAUGUGGAUGGAGGGUCAUCCACCCUUUGAUUUCUGUCGGAUGGAGGAGGAGUGCAGUGAGGUGAUGAGGAAGUGUGAAAGGUUUAGGAAGAAGUGUGAGGAAGCUCUAGAUGCAUUUGAGCAGGAUCUGAAAGAUCAGGCUGAAAAAUGCAAGGCCAUCCGCCUUCAAGAACGAGAGGCUCGCAGGAGGAUCAGACUCCAGCUUGCCCUAUCACAAAUUCGUGAAGCUCAGGAACAGAAGGAGAGGAGAAAUGCCCAAAAGAAGAGGUUGUGGGAAGAGCUGCAAGAACAAGCAGCAGAGAAGCAGAGAUUUCGGGAACAUGCUGCUUUUCUUGAGGAGGCAGAAUCUCUGCACAUCAAUGAGGUUCAGAGAAUGAUGGAGGAAAAGCAGAGGAAACGGGAAGCUCUUGUCAGAGAGGAACUGGAAAGACAUUACGAGAGGCUAAGCACUGAAGCUGUGGAACGACAACAGAAGGCAGAAUGGCGUCUGGCCCGCAUCACUGGUCAUACAAGAGGUUUACAGGACCAUCUUGCAGACUUGUCUACAUCAGAUGAAAAUGCAAACCCACGUGACCCGAGUGAAGUCAGUGUUGCUCCGCAGGCCAUCCAGAAGGACCAACUCAAUGCCAACAUUGCAUUGGAUGGUGUAGACUUGAAUGCCAAUCCUCCUCCAACUGUGGAUGAGAACCAGAACCAGUUCAGUCAAGUUGAUGGUGUCCAACAAGCCAAUGAAAGUGAACGAAUUCUUGUGCAUCAUGCAGUGCUGCUUGAAAGUCCUGAGAGAACCGAAAAGUCACCAUCCUCUGAGAAAAUGGUCACUGGGAAGUGCCCUGAGAAUCAGCCUUUAUCAACUCCAUGUGGUAGAAAGAAACCUCUUGUGGCUGAAUCCCUUAAAGAGAGCCUCAAGCGAUAUCGAGGAGGGCAGCAAGACAAAGAUCGUGUUGAUAGCGAUCCAUAUACCCCAUUCCCUUCUCAGUUCUUGAUUCCAGCUAUAGAGAGAGCAAAGGAGCAGAAUGAAAAGAAGAGGUUUAUCCUGAAGUUGCAAGAAGAUAGGAGAAUGCCUCAGAUGCCUCUGAAAAAUUUGUUCCUUCAGAGUCUCCAUCUUCCUCUUCAUACACAAGAGAGAUUGGUGAAUUGUGCUGUCUGGAUCCUCCUGAAGGAGAAGCUGCAUCUCCUUGAGCACUUAGAUGCUGUGCAGCAUUUUUUCUUCCUUCACGAUGAAGGUUAUGCGCGAUCCCUUGCUCUCCACUUCCUUGACUCGAUGGAGAGGGUGGAUGAGACACCACUGUCUACAUAUGAGUGUCACUUGGCACUGUCAUCUGCCAUUGAAUCUUCCUUCCCUGCUCGAUUGAAGGCACUUCAUCAGAUGUAUCUGGACUAUGAUGUGGGUUGGCCCCUGAAGAUCUUGUUUGAUGAGGGGAGCCUCCGAUCAUACAAUUCCAUCAUGGUUCUCUUGCUGCAAGUCAAAAUUUCUUCAUAUGCUCUCCAGAGAGUCUUCCUCUCACUCCGAAAAUCUGAUAUGAAAGGGAGUAAAACCCACAUGAUGAGGAGCCACAUGGUGCAUUUUGUCCAGUCUGUUGAAGAAUAUUUGCAUGGAAGGAUCUCGUUUCUCUGGAAGGAAUUCCAAGGACGUAUUAAGGACAUGGGGAAAUCUCAGUCACUGGAGGACCUCUAUCAGAUUCACUGGGACUUUCUUGCCAAGUCGCUUAGACUAUGUCUACUGGAUGGAGAGGAUGGGAACGGACAAUUGAGGAAGAGACUUGUGGAAGGCCUGGAGGCUGUGGUCUCUUUCUCGUCCCUGGCUUGUCAGUCUCUCGUUUCCCAUAGCCAAGCUGAGAGCAUCCAGGUUCUCUAUGACGUGUUCCUGUCACAUGUUCUCCCCCUCUUCCUCACAUUGAAGGAAGUAUGUGGAGGAGAGACGGCAGAGGAAUCGGGAAUUUUGUUGGCUCUUGAUCUCAGUGGCUUUUACACCCGGACCUGUGUCGGAAGGACUUAG
Darwinula stevensoni is the source of this 6045-nucleotide messenger RNA. Lineage: Eukaryota; Metazoa; Arthropoda; Ostracoda; Podocopida; Darwinulidae. The record is from the annotation of a GenBank genome assembly.